Messenger RNA from Lobosporangium transversale, 1146 nucleotides. RefSeq lists its product as hypothetical. The record is from RefSeq and is a predicted model, not a curated record. The coding region runs from base 198 to 1070 and encodes 290 amino acids. Lineage: Eukaryota; Fungi; Mortierellomycota; Mortierellomycetes; Mortierellales; Mortierellaceae. The transcript has a single exon.
UCUCUCUCUCUCUCUCUUUUUUCAUUCACUUCAUUCGCAUCCUCAUCUCCCUUCCUUCUCCCUUCCUCCUCCUCUUCCUCCUCUUCUCUACUACUCUACACCCUUUCCUUUUGAACCGAUCGUGGUUCCUCAGUGACGACAAACUACGUUAUCUUUUACAGUGCCAUAUCUGAUCCUUUCCUUACUUCAUCACACCAAUGGAAACCCCCACUACAACCAGGGCAGCACCUAGGCCUACUCAACCCGAACAUCAAACCCAACCCCAAUCCCAAACCCGAACCCAAACUAAUGCCCCUGCUCCACCAAGGCGCACCACCACUGCCCAACCUGAACGACCUGCUUCAUCUGCCUCCAGAGCAGCCCCUUCCUCCUCCUCCAACCCAAGGACUUCAUCCAUUUCGUCUUUCCCCAGGACUACUAGACCUGCAACUCCUAGUUCCACCUCAACAAUAGGAGAAGCCCAAAGUGAUGGUCCAUCCUCUGCGACCAUUGGCAUAGCAACUGCUGGUGGGCUGGUUGUUCUCUUCAUCCUUUCCAUCUUCCUCUGCAGAAAGUAUCGCUCUUAUAGGUACUCCAAGCGCGAUUUCAGUUACGAUCCAAGCCGUGACCCAAUCAACCCGAACGAUGUAUUACCUUCUACCCCUGCGACCAACGUCCUUGAGAAAUCAUCGAAUAUCAACCCCUAUCCCCUCACGGAUGUGAAAUGCGAUUCAAGUGCAUCCGUCUCUAGAUCGAGUUCUCGGGGCCAAUUAACACGGUCUCCUUUUGAUAAUCCUCAGUCACCACCAUUGCUUUCUUCAUCUCAACCCGCGCAACAACCUUUACAGGGCCAAGAUGCAGUUGUUGCUAAUGACAUGAGUAGUCAAUUUGUUUUACAGUCAGACCAAAACGGUAAUCAAGCAAGCCCUCACACAUCGCCUCGUCAAAACCAUGUGCAAUACCAGCCUCCUGAGCCAUAUCCUCAGGGCUCGCCUCGAUCACCAUAUGCUGCCCCAGGCCAACCGCCACUGAGUCCUCGUGGACCUGGUUAUGGUCAACCACCUGGUUCUCCAUCCCACCCAAACUAUUAAAACAAUAGUUAUUAGAAAUAGAAAAAAAAAUUCCAGAAAGUAAAUAAACAAAAACAUGUAUGCAUUUUGGUGAUGG